AUGGUGAGGGAUUGGUGGAUUGGAGAUGCCUGGUCCAUAAAAGAUAGCAUCCUUCAAGCUUUACCAACUCUGCUUCCUCUUAUAGCUGGUGUAUCUAUUCCUGAUGCAGAGGUUGAUGAUUGUUUUGUUGGGAAGAAUGCAAAGGAUGGUCAACUAACUCUAAAGGAAGCCUACAAUUCUAUAGCUAAACCAAGGCCUUGUGUUAAUUUGAGAUCUUUUCCUUGGGACAUUGAUACUCCCCCGGCUCAUUCAAUGAUUGUGUGGAGAUUCAUUCACAAUAAAUUGCCAACUGAUGAGAAUUUGAGAAUCAAGGGAUUCUCUUUUCCUUCUCUAUGCAGUCUCUGUAACACUUGCAGUGAAUCUUCACCUCAUUUGUUCUUCGAGUGUAGCUUUGUCAGGAAAAUUUGGAAUUGGUUUGCUGGCACCUUAAAAGACAAUAGGUUGAUUUAUAAUUUGGAGGACUGUAGGAAGAUUAUGGAACAACCUUGGUGUCCUCGAGCUAAGGUUGUGGUUCAGGCCAGCAUAGCUUGCAUAUUUCAUCAAAUUUGGACUACAAGGAACAAAAACAGAUUUGAAGACAAAACUGCUAGCUGGAAAACUCGUGUGGGAUUGGUGAAUGCUCAUGCCAAGAUUGUUGGAGAUAAUUCUCGCAGGGGUUCCAACUCUGCCAUGACCAACUUUGUUUUUCAUAAAAAGUUUGGUGUCCAAAUUCAUCCUAAGAAACCUGUUGUUGCAAAGGAGGUGUUAUGGUCUCCUCCUUUAGCUGGCUGGUUGAAAUGCAACAUUGAUGAGGUGGUUUCUGGAAAUCAUAAAUUGGCUGCAUGUGGUGUGCUGUGUCGUGAUCACCAAGCCAAUCAUAUUUUUAGCUUAUGUGAUUUCAUAGGCUCGGAGGCUCCCGAAGUUGCUGAGCUUAUGGCAGUAAUUUUGGCUAUUGAAGAGGCAAAAAGGAGGAAUAUCACUAAUCUUUGGCUUGAAACGGAUUGUAUAUUUGUCGUGAAUGCUUUUAAGAACCGCUCAAUGGUGUCUUGGAAACUUCGUUCUCGUUGGCUAGUGUGCUGGGAUUACUCGAUCAGGAUUAACUUUAUGGUAACACAUAUAUAG
Messenger RNA from Vicia villosa (hairy vetch), 1101 nucleotides. RefSeq lists its product as uncharacterized. The transcript has a single exon. Lineage: Eukaryota; Viridiplantae; Streptophyta; Magnoliopsida; Fabales; Fabaceae. Gene Ontology annotation, molecular function: nucleic acid binding; RNA-DNA hybrid ribonuclease activity. Bases 1 to 1101 code for a protein of 366 amino acids. The record is from RefSeq and is a predicted model, not a curated record.